Triticum turgidum subsp. durum (durum wheat) is the source of this 1728-nucleotide messenger RNA. The record is from the annotation of a GenBank genome assembly. Lineage: Eukaryota; Viridiplantae; Streptophyta; Magnoliopsida; Poales; Poaceae.
AUGGUGCUGAUCCCUCUCAUCCGGGAUUACAUCGACCGCAUGCUCCAGGACAUCUCCGGCAUGAAGGUCCUCAUCCUCGACCCCCAAACCGUGGGGAUGGUUAGCGUAGUGUACAGCCAGUCGGAUCUCCUGCGGAAAGAGGUGUUCCUCGUGGAGACGGUCGACGACGCCUCCAGCUCCAGGGCGUCCAUGGCGCACCUAAAGGCCGUCUACUUCCUCCGCCCGUCCUCUGACAACGUCCAGAAGCUUCGCCGCCACCUCUCCGCGCCACGAUUUGCCGAGUGCCACCUCUUCUUCUCCAAUAUAUUGAAGAUUCCACAGAUUCAGGUGCUUGCCGAUUCUGAUGAGCAGGAGGUUGUGCAGCAAAUUCAGGAGUUCUAUGCUGACUUUUGUGCCAUCGAUCCUUUCCAUUUCACUCUGAAUAUACACAAUAACCACAUCUACAUGCUUCCAACGGUGGUUGAUCCUCCUGGCAUGCAAAGCUUCUGCGAUCGAGCUGUUGACGGCAUCGCUUCUGUCUUCCUGGCUCUGAAGCGUCGCCCUGUUAUUAGAUACCAAAGGACAUCAGAUGUCGCAAAAAGGAUUGCACAAGAAACUACGAGGUUGAUGUAUGAGCAGGAAAGUGGCCUGUUUGAUUUUAGACGAACUGAAAACUCUUCCUUACUAUUGGUGAUUGACAGAAGGGAUGAUCCUGUUACUCCGUUACUUAAUCAGUGGACAUAUCAGGCGAUGGUCCAUGAGCUUAUUGGAAUUGAGAACAACAAAGUUGAUCUUAAGGAGUUCGCUAAUGUACCUAAAGAUCAGCAGGAGGUGGUUCUAUCAGCAGUACAAGACGACUUUUUUAGAGUGAACAUGUUCGAGAAUUUUGGAGACCUUGGUAUGAAUGUCAAAAGAAUGGUAGAUGACUUUCAACAUCUUUCAAAAAGCAGCCAGAAUUUUCAGAGUAUAGAUGAUAUGGCAAAAUUUGUGAGCAACUAUCCUGAAUAUCGAAAGACACAUGGAAAUGUGACAAAGCAUGUUGCUUUGGUGAGCGAGAUGAGCAGAAUGGUGGAGGAAAGGAAGCUUAUGCAAGUUUCGCAGACGGAACAAGAGCUAGCAUGUGCAAGUGGACAAGCAGCAGCCUUCGAGGCUGUUACUUCCUUACUUAACAAUGAAAGUGUAUCUGAUAUUGAUCGUUUGCGACUUGUAAUGCUCUAUGCUUUGCGGUAUGAAAAAGAGAGUCCAGUUCAGCUGAUGCAGCUUUUCAACAAAUUGGCUUCUCGCUCUGCUAAAUACAAGUCGGGGCUUGUUCAAUUCCUGCUUAAGCAGGCUGGUGUUGACAAAAGAACAGGUGACUUGUACGGGAACCGUGACCUAUUAAAUAUUGCUCGCAACAUGGCUCGUGGACUUAAGGGCGUUGAGAACGUAUACACCCAACACCAGCCUCUGAUCUUCCAAACAAUGGAAGGAAUUGUCAAGGGGCGAUUACGGGAUGCUGACUAUCCACUUGUUGGCAACCAUUUCCAGCAGGGCAGGCCUCAAGAUGUUGUGAUAUUCAUCGUUGGUGGGACAACUUAUGAGGAAGCAAGAUCAGUAGCCCUUUAUAAUGCAGCAAAUCCUGGAGUCCGUUUCUUCCUUGGAGGUUCCGUGGUUCUAAAUUCGAAGAGGUAUUUGGUUUCCAUUAAAUUAGAUUUAGAUGAGAGGGAUCAUGGCUUGAUGAUGUUACCGAUGACUUUGCAGAUUUCUUGA